This is a messenger RNA of Dovyalis caffra, 1473 nucleotides long. The record is from the annotation of a GenBank genome assembly. NCBI's taxonomy places the organism in Eukaryota, Viridiplantae, Streptophyta, Magnoliopsida, Malpighiales, Salicaceae.
AUGGCAGAGUGGACCCACCUUCCGAAAGACCUCGUAGAGCUGAUCUCCAAACGCCUAGAGACCUCCACUGAUCUCCUCCGUUUCCGUUCCGUCUGCAAUUCAUGGCGAUCAUCAAUCCCUCCAAAACCUCCCCGUUUAUCAUCAAACACCUUCAAAAUCCUCCCUAACGACGGUAUCUCUCACACCUCUUUUGGGUUUUCUCUGUUCAAGCGAACUAUUUUCCUCGUUGGGUUACCAAAUUCCCAUAACCAAACAGACCCCCAAGGCUGGCUUGUCAAAAUCGAAGAAGAUUUGCCCGGUAAGAAGCACUUGUUUGAUCCUUUAUCGCGGUGCAGGUCAACUUCUUUGCCUAAUAAUCUCCCUCGUGUUUUAGAUUUAAUGAAUUUGAGAAUUCGUGAACUGGGUCAUGAAUAUGUUUUGCAUCAUGUUAGUUAUAAGCCGAAUUCGUCGAGUUUUACUGAUGCUGGUAAUUUAUAUAUGGAGAAAGUUGUAAUGAUUUGGUUGAACUGCGAAACCGAGUUUGUUUUGUUAACCAUUCAUGUUUCUGGGAAAUUGGCUAUGUUUAAGAGUGGUGAUAAGAGAUGGACUAUCAUUAAUGAAAUGCCUUCUCCUUUCGAUGAUGUUAUUGUUUAUAAAGGGAGGUUUUACGCCGUUGAUAAUACCGGGAGGACUGUGGCUGUUGGGUUGGAUGCGAACUUGGUUUUGAUUGGAAAUCCAGUUUUUGGCGGGGAUAAGAAGUUUUUGGUUGAGUCGGAGGGGGAUUUGUUGCUGGUUGAUAUGUAUUUGAGUAUUGAUACUGAUGAAGGGUUGAGUAUUGGUAAUGAUCUUGUGCAGGAUCUUGUUCAGUAUAUGAGUGAGAGGACGGUUCGGUUUAAGGUCUUUAAGUUGAAUGAAGAAGGGAAAAGUUGGAUUGAGUUGAAGAAUUUGGAAGAUCGUGUGUUGUUUUUAGGUGAUGAUUCGACGUUUUCUGCAUCAGCGUCUGAGCUUUCUGGGUGUAAGGGCAAUUGUAUAUUUUUUGAGGAUAAUUUCUUUUAUUCGAGGGAGGAAGGAGAUGAUGGAUCAAUGAUUGGUCGUGAUAUAGGUGUGUUUGAAUUGGAUAGUGGUUGCAUAGGACCUUUACGGACUUUUCCUGAUUAUUCCAAGAUGUUCUGGCCACCUCCCAAUUGGGUUGCUUCAACCUCAUUGGAAGUGCAGAAUCAAAAUCAAUUGGAAGAGCUGUCAAUAACAAAGGGGUUUAGAUCUAAUGCGGUGGUAAACCAGUACCAAAAUUUGAGCCUUCCAUCACAUGUUGGUUGGGAGCUAGGCAACGGCUCUUGUUUGGUCGAGCAAUUGGAUGAAAUCUCUUCACCAAAAAAGCUGGAUGAAAUCUCUCCAACUAAGAGCCGCCUGAUUAGUUUGGGUUAUUACUCAUUGCAAUCAGAUUGUGGAGGGUGCGGAGCGCUCAUGCAGUUUCCAUUUAUUGCUUUUGAGUAG